Marmota monax (woodchuck) is the source of this 1815-nucleotide messenger RNA. It is a transcript of the gene Ntaq1, whose product is annotated as N-terminal glutamine amidase 1. Gene Ontology annotation, molecular function: protein-N-terminal glutamine amidohydrolase activity; protein-N-terminal asparagine amidohydrolase activity. NCBI's taxonomy places the organism in Eukaryota, Metazoa, Chordata, Mammalia, Rodentia, Sciuridae. The transcript is spliced from 6 exons. The record is from RefSeq and is a predicted model, not a curated record. Bases 169 to 783 code for a protein of 204 amino acids. Gene Ontology annotation, cellular component: cytosol; nucleus.
UGAGCCACUGGUUCCGCCCAGGCCCCGCCCACUGGCCGCAGGUUCCACCGGCCGGAAACUGCCUGGGGCGGCCCCAGGCUCCUCUCACUCUGCUCGAGUUCUGGCGCCAGCUGCUGCGCACUGGCGGAUUCCUUGGUGGGUCCUGUCUUUGAGCCCCAGGCCGGGGCUAUGGAGGGGGACGUCGCCGCCGCCACCCUCUACCAGCCAGCCAGCCCCCCGCGGGACGCCUGUGUCUACAGCAGCUGCUACUGUGAGGAAAAUAUUUGGAAACUCUGUGAAUACAUCAAAAACCACAACCAGUAUCCUUUGGAAGAGUGUUAUGCUGUCUUCAUAUCAAAUGAGAGGAAGAUGAUACCUAUCUGGAAACAGCAGGCGAGACCUGGAAAUGGACCCGUGAUCUGGGAUUACCAUGUUGUUUUGCUUCAUGUGUCAAGUGGAGGACAGAGCUUCAUUUAUGAUCUUGAUACUGUCUUGCCAUUUCCCUGCCCCUUUGACACUUACGUAGAAGAGGCCUUUAAGUCUGACGAUGACAUUCAUCCACAGUUUAGGAGGAAAUUUAGAGUGAUCCGUGCAGAUUCCUACCUGAAGAACUUUGCUUCCGACCGAUCUCACAUGAAAGACUCCAGUGGGAACUGGAGAGAGCCUCCUCCACCCUACCCCUGUAUUGAAACUGGAGACUCCAAAAUGAACUUGAAUGAUUUCAUAAGCAUGGAUCCUGAAGUAGGAUGGGGCGCUGUCUACACGCUGUCUGAAUUUGUACAUCGGUUUAGCAGUAACUACUGAAUUUGACAUCAGGAUGUGGAACUGUGCAGAAAUUCUAGGACAUGGACAAGCCAUUCUUUCAUUUAGGACAGCAAACAUUAUGGUACAGUUGGCUUGGAGUUACAUUUUUCUUUUGAUUCUAUUGAGGGGAAACAUGAGUGAGCACAAAUAUCUGUGAACUGAAUAAAACCUUUUUUGGGUUCGGGCUGUAGCUCAGUGGUAGAAUGUGUGCUUAGCAUAUGUGAGACUUUGGGUCCCAUCCCCAGGAACUCAGAAAUAUAAAAUAAAAUGUAGUCUUUUUUUUUUUUUUUUUUUUUUUAAAUUUAUUUAUUUUUUUAGUUUUCGGCGGACACAACAUCUUUGUUUGUAUGUGGUGCUGAGGAUCGAACCCCGGCCGCACGCAUGCCAGGCGAGCGCACUACCGCUUGAGCCACAUCCCCAGCCCAAAUGUAGUCUUUUUUAACAAAAUGUCAAGUUGAAACUUGAUGUAGCACGUAAUUGCUAGGUUAUUCCUGUGGCUUAUUUGCUAAAACAUGUGAUGACUUAUGUGGGUGAUAGCUCUUGUUAAGAUAGAGGUGUGGACUGGAGCCAGCUCCGUUUGUCUGAUCUGGGUGUUUCCUGUCUCUCUGGCUACACUAAGCUUCUUGUGGGCAGGGCCAUGCCUGUGGCUGUGGAAAUCUCUGAUGCCCAUAGAAGGUGCCCAUAAAAUACUUCUAGAGACGGUGCUGCUGCCUGGGAAGGGAUAAUACUGUGAGCUGAAUCAGCAGUAAGUAUUAGUCUUUUUGGACUAUGAUGUUGUUAGAAAGGUUGAAGUUCUCUUAGUCUGAGUGAUAUUUGGCCUAUUUGUAAAUUGUUUUAAAUAAAAUAGAUUUAAAACUAGUUUUAUUUUGAAGAUUUUGUGUUGCUCUUGGUGAUCCAAAACACCUAAGAAUGUCUUAAUCAUUGAUGAGAACCAUUGCUUUAAAACACAUUGAUCAUGUCUGCCUUUUUGAAGAUGCCUUGGAAAUGUGGCUUUAAUUGUAAAAUUCCAAAUAAAAGGUAUUUAUAAUUACA